AAUCGGCCUCUGCGCACACUGUCUUCUUCGAUAAUGAGUGACAGUCGUUCUUACAAAUGACACGUAACCCCGUUUUAAUAAUUUCAUUUCUCUCGAUGGUGCAAUGCCCAAUAUCAUUAGCAUAAAGUAGAAAAAACUGAGUUCGUGCAGACCACUGUUACAUUAUGGUGCACGUAAGUCUUAUCGGUGAACGACUUUGAAGAUUGUGCUACUUUUCUAGUGCAGUGAUAAUAAAAAGUCGUAGUUAUUAUCGUAGAUCUAAUAUCUAAGCAGGUUGACGACCAGGAGCUGUAUUUGUUAUCAGUGUUUUGAGCUGUUGUUGAUAUUGAUAAAGGUGAUAAUUGCUUUUAUCUGAGAUUGCAGGGAUUGUUGAGCAGACGGAGGCAAGUCCUUUGUUCCCCCUGGCCCUAUGUGCUCGUUACACUGUUUACUGUCUGUCCCAAUCAGAAUUGUCAUUUGAAUUAAAAAUAUCAAGAAUCCCAACAAGAUGCUGGGGGGCAUAACCAGUGCUGUAUCUCUUCGACGAUGUUUUUAUCUAUCAGCAAUAGUUUUCAUUCUCUCGACACUUAUGGCAAUGGCAAUAAUAAUCAAACUGUCACCCUUGGAAUCGGUAAAAUGCCCACAGCCGAGGAUUUUAACAACUCCAACUGUGGAAUGGAGCAGUUCAGCACCGCUGGCUUCGGUGGGGAACAAUGCCGGUCCCAGUGAUGCAGUCAAGAGUAAUCCUAAUGAUUUUGAUAAAGACGGAAAUCAGUGGGAAUUGAAUGAGAAAAGAUAUCUCGAGAUGAGAGAGAAGAAUAUACAGAAUAAAAUAUCGAGGCUCUCCUGGAAGAUGAAGAAAAAAAAUCUACCGUUUGCUUAUCACAAUGACACAAAUAUUGAAAUUAAUUAUAAUGUUCAUGUGUUUUAUUACGCUUGGUAUCGUUCGCUAGAGUACGAUGGGGCGUGGAAACAUUGGAAUCACGAAUACCUGCCAAAUUGGAAGAAAAAUGAUAAGAGGGUGUUUCCGGAGGGGAGACACAGACCUCCAGCAGAUAUUGGGGCUAGCUAUUAUCCCAGUCUUGGGUGCUACAGCUCUCGAAAUCCACAGGUAAUUGAUCUGCAUAUGCGACAACUGAGAGAUGCUGGAGUGGGUGUACUAGUUGUCUCUUGGACGCCACCAAAUACACCGGAUAAUACAGAUCCGGUGAUGCCGGAUUUGCUGGAUGCAGCCCACCGAUAUAAUUUGAAGAUUGCACCACACAUAGAGCCCUAUCCUGGACGCAAUCCAAUUAAUCUUAUCGAGCAUAUAAGAUAUUUGUUCUCGAAGUACUCAUCCCAUCCGGCAGUACAUCGUGCGAGGAAAACUAAAGAUGGGCCAGCCCUUCCUGUGAUAUAUAUUUACGAUUCAUAUGUAUUCCCAUCGAGUGCAUGGUGGGAGCUCCUGUCAGAGCGUGGAAAUCUUACCCUCCGCGGUACCGAAAUUGAUGCUAUAUAUAUGGGUCUUCUCGUCGAUUCAGCACACCGGAGUCACAUUAAAAAAUCACAUUUCGAUGGAUUUUACACAUAUUUUGCUGUAAACGGAUUCAGUUAUGGAAGUACCUGGAAAAACUGGAGGGAUCUCAAUAAGUUUGCAGUACAGAAUGGUUUGCUCUUCGUACCGAGUCUGGGGCCGGGUUAUAUAGACACACAGGUACGUGCAUGGAAUGGUGAAAAUACGAGACAGCGUGAACACGGUCAAUACUACAAAGGUGCGUGGAAAAGUGCGAUAAAAAGUGGUGCUAACGUUGUAUCAAUAACAUCAUUCAAUGAAUGGCACGAAGGUACACAAAUUGAACCAGCUAAAGCAGUGAGCAAUAAAGACUUUACUUACCUGGAUUACGAGCCAGAGGGUUCAGAUUUUUACCUGAAUCUGACAAAGUUAUGGGUCCAAAAGUUCACUGACAGAAAUCACCGGCUAUGAGCAUUGAUUUAGUAUAACUCAUGACUUUGUACAAUUUACAAUUCACUCUUGAGUAUCGACGAUUCUUCAUAGAGACUAGAGAUGUUUCAUGCGUGCAUUUCAUCACGAAUACUCUCAUUUACUUUUCAUUCUCAAUUUAUUCUUAAUUAAACGAUAAAUAGAAAUGUUAACGCAUUGAUUCUGUGAUACAUAUUGCUGUGUAUUUAUGGUGCAUUCACGUAGAAUAACGUCGGCACACAGUAACAAACAGUGCAUACAAACGAUUUAUGCAUUUUUACUUAUGAUUAAUAUUUAAAAAGUUAGUUAUAUCAAAGACUCUCUGAUCAAAAUGAAGGAUAAUUAUUCGCACAAAAUAUAAUGUAGUAUGCAUCAAGCAUGCGGACAAUAAGCGACGGUUCUCAAGUAUAAUAUCCCUUACUUUACAGGGUAAUUAUUUACUAAUCCUUUAUGGUAAUUUAAACAUUUGAAUAAGGAACGAAAUGAUAUUACUACGAUGUACUUGAACGUAUUGCAUGUGUGAAUCAGGCAAAUAAUUUUUAAUGAGGAUGUAUACAAUUUAUAUAUUAUUAUACAUAUAGAUGAGAUGAAAAAUAAGUGCAUAAAAAAUUUUGGAAAUCACACUUGGAGCAUUUUUAACGAAUAAAUAAAGCCCCACAUAUCAACGUAUACCACGUGAAAACACUUCACGCUGGUGGUAAUAAUAAAAUCUAUUAUUUGAAAAAAUAUUUCAUUUUCCAAAAUUAUUCUUGUUCACGAACAAAGACAAUAGACUUUGAGUUUAUCAUUAAUAUUUAAAUAUGGAUCGUAGAGUAAAACUUUCAAUAAAAUUGUCAUGAUCUAUUUCUCAUUUAUUUAUGACAUUAACUUACUCUAAUUAUACUAUAAUAAGUAAACAUAUAGAACGGGAUGUAUGUACAUGUAAAGUUGCAUUUAUCUUGACAAUUUCGUUAUUCUCGUGAAGAAAUAAAAUUAAUGAGUCUGAAAUAA
Messenger RNA from Diachasmimorpha longicaudata, 2929 nucleotides. Its product is annotated as glycoprotein endo-alpha-1,2-mannosidase. Gene Ontology annotation, cellular component: Golgi apparatus. Bases 488 to 1942 code for a protein of 484 amino acids. The transcript is spliced from 4 exons. Lineage: Eukaryota; Metazoa; Arthropoda; Insecta; Hymenoptera; Braconidae. The record is from RefSeq and is a predicted model, not a curated record. Gene Ontology annotation, molecular function: alpha-mannosidase activity.